Mangifera indica (mango) is the source of this 4381-nucleotide messenger RNA. RefSeq names its product formin-like protein 13. The record is from RefSeq and is a predicted model, not a curated record. NCBI's taxonomy places the organism in Eukaryota, Viridiplantae, Streptophyta, Magnoliopsida, Sapindales, Anacardiaceae. The coding region runs from base 253 to 4089 and encodes 1278 amino acids. The transcript is spliced from 18 exons.
CAAACAAACACGCCCUUAUUUGACCAACAAGCCAAAAUUUCUAUUUAUUUUCAAAUUUGCGUCUGCUUCUACCUCUGCUUCUGCUUCUGCUUCUGCUGCAGCUUCUUCGUUUUCCGUUUCUUUUACAACAAGUCAAGCUCAGCUUGCUCUCGUUUAAACAUCUCCAAAUUGAAAGCGCUUCCUCUCCAUGUGCGAAAGGCGUCCUUAAUUCAAAUUUCAUGGAGCUCUCUCUGAGAGGUUACGACAGUUGAAAUGGCGUUGCUUCGAAGACUGUUCCAUCGGAAGCCUCCUGAUGGACUGCUCGAGAUCUCCGACCGAAUUUACGUUUUCAACUGCUGCUUUACUACUGAUGCUUUGGAAGAAGAGAAUUACAAAGGGUACUUAGGAGGAAUAGUUGAUCAAUUACGAGAACACUUUCCAGAUGCCCAGUUCUUGGUGUUCAAUUUCUGUGAAGAAAAGACCAAAAGUCUUAUGGCUGAUGUCUUGGCUGAGCAUGACAUAACCAUAAUGGACUACCCUCGACAUUAUGAGGGUUGCCCAUUGCUCCCAAUUGAGGUCAUCCACCAUUUUCUGAGAUCUACUGAAAGUUGGCUCUCACUUGGGCUGCAAAAUGUGCUGAUGAUGCAUUGUGAGCGGGGUGGUUGGCCAAUUUUGGCUUUCAUGCUGGCGGCACUCUUGAUUUACAGGAAGCAGUAUAGUGGAGAACAGAAGACUUUGGACAUGAUAUAUAAGCUGGCUCCUUGUGAGCUUUUGCAGUGUCUCUCAGCACUGAAUCCAAUUCCUUCUCAACUGAGGUAUCUGCAGUACAUCUCCAGGAGGAAUGUAGUCUCAGAAUGGCCUCCUUUGGAUAGAGCUCUCACCUUGGAUUGUGUCAUCCUCCGAUUUAUUCCUAACUUUGAUGGACAGGGUGGUUGCCGUCCAAUAUUUCGAAUUUAUGGGCAGGAUCCUUUCCUUAUUAAUGAGCAAAGUACCAAGGUCUUAUAUGCGACAAUGAAAGGAAGUAAAACUCGGCGGACUUUUAAGCAGGGAGAAUGUGAACUAGUUAAAUUUGACAUCAAUUGCCAUAUACAAGGUGAUGUUGUGCUCGAGUGUAUCAACUUGAAUGAUGACAUGGAACGAGAAGAAAUGAUGUUCCGGGUUGUCUUUAAUACAGCCUUUAUUAGAUCAAAUAUACUGAUGUUGAACCUUGAUGAAGUUGACAUAUUAUGGGAUGCUAAAGAAUUAUUCCCGAAGGGAUUCAGAGCAGAGAUUCUUUUCUCAGAUAUGGAUGCUGCUGCUUCUAUUGUCAAUCUUGAUGUUUCGUGCUUUGAGGAGAAGGAGGGCCUUCCGGUUGAGGCAUUUGCUAAAGUUCAUGAAAUCUUUAGCCAUGUGGAUUGGUUAGAUCACAAGACAGAUUUGGCAUUUAAUAUACUCCAACAUUUAAGUGGAUCAAAUAUUAUUCAAAAGAUAUCAGUCAUUGAUUCAAGCCCAAGUUUAAGAGAUAGCCCGGUACUUCAGGGAGCUCGCCCUACAAAUCUUCAAGAUAAAAAGAAGCUCACAAUUGUGGAGGAUAGCACUGAGAGCUCAAUGUCCUUGGCUCCAACUUCUCAGUCUGUGCCCUCACCACAAGUAUCUUCAUAUACCAAUGAGAGUAAGGACAAAGAACCCCAACAUUUUGGGAAUGCCCUUCAGCUACAUAGUCAAUCUGAUUUCGCAUCUCAACAGGCACCUGAAUCUUGUUUGCGAGAUUCACCUCUUCUGGUGUUAAGACAUCACAAUGGAUCCCAAGCUUCUGAUGGCAAACCGUUGACGCAUAUAAAGUCAGAGGUCCCUGAUUUGAUGAUAGGAUCUGUUACUGUCCCAAGUACCACUCUACCUCAAGAUCCUGCUGUCCCAUUUAGACCUCAGUCUCAAGGUGUCAACAGUGUUUCAAUAUCACCACCAACUCCUCCACCCCCUAUCCCACCUCGACCUUCUUUAACUUCUAGUGCCUUGAAAGCUUCUCCUCCUCCUCCUACUCCACCACCACUGCCACCACCACCACCUUCAAAGAAACCCUCUCAUUGUCUUUCAGAUUCAAACUCAGCACAUUCUUCCCAUAUUAAAGAGAGUGAAUUCUGUUUAGGAGAUCAGCAGUCAGUGGACGCCCCCCUCCCAGCUCUUGAGACUUCAAUCUUUGCCACAAAUUUUCCAUUAUCUACCACUACUAUUUCACCUACAGUACCUGCAAGUGCUAUAUCAACUCUUCCUAAACCUCCACCUCUGAAAACUUCAGAAAAAAAUUUCUCUACUUCCCUUUUAUCCCCUUCUGUUGCUUCAUCAAUAACUAUCUCACCUCCACCUCCUCCAAUGCCACCACCUCCUCCAACACCACCUUUGAAAGAGAAAUUUGGCAUUAGAGCUAGACCUCCUCCACCCCCAUCCCCUCCUCCAAUGCCACUGUUGAAGGAGAAAUCUAACAUUGGAGCUGGAACUCCUCCACCCCCACCACCUCCUCCUAUGCUUCCUUUGAAGGAGAAAUCAGACAUUGGAGCUGGAACUCUUCCAUGUCCACCCCCUCCCCCCAAGCCCCUUUUGAAUGAGAGAUCAACCAUUGAAGCUGGACCUCCUCCACCCCCACCCCCUCCAACAUGCUUUGGACAGCCUGCUAAUUCCACUAUUUCAUCUUCAAUUUCUCCACCACCCCCACUUGCUCCCCCUUUGUCUUCAAUUUCCCCUCUAGUCCACUCUACCUCCCCUCCACUUGUCCCUUCUGGUAAAGGUGAAUCAAAGACUCAUUCUGCUUCUCCCUCUAGCAGUUCUCCAAAUCCUCCACCACCACUGAUUUCUCCCUCUAGUUCAAGGGGUCGAUUGUCACGAACUAUCAAUUCAAGGAGUCAGCAAACAAAGAAAUUGAAGCCUUUGCAUUGGUUGAAGUUGAAUAGAGCUAUUUCCGGAAGUUUAUGGGCUGAAGCAAUAAAAUCCGGUGACACUUCCAAGGCUCCAGAGAUUGACAUGUCAGAGCUUGAAAGUCUUUUCUCAGCUGCAGUUGCAAACGCAGAUGGUGGAAAAGCAAGUCUCCGUAGUGCCUCUGCUCUUAAAUCAGAUAGAGUGCAACUGAUUGACCAUCGACGAGCAUAUAAUUGUGAAAUCAUGCUCUCAAAGGUCAAAGUGCCAUUGCACGACUUGAUGAGUUCAGUUCUUGAUCUAGAAGAAUCAGCAUUAGAUAUUGACCAGGUUGAAAACCUUAUUAAAUUCUGUCCGACGGAGGAGGAGAUAGACCUACUUAAGGGCUACACUGGAGAAAAGGAAAAGUUGGGAAGAUGUGAGCAGUUCUUCUUAGAGUUGAUGCAAGUUCCACGAGUAGAAUCCAAGCUCAGAGUUUUCUCAUUCAAGAUACAGUUUCAUUCCCAGGUUUCUGGCCUUCAAAGUAGCCUGAAUAUUGUCAACUCUGCUUCAGAACAGAUCAGGAACUCUACCAAAUUGAGAAGAGUCAUGCAGACAAUUCUUUCGUUAGGAAAUGCUUUAAACCAGGGAACUGCUAGGGGGUCUGCAGUUGGAUUUCGGUUGGAUAGCCUUCUCAAACUCACUGAUACACGGGCACGGAACAACAAGAUGACUCUCAUGCAUUAUCUUUGUAAGGUGCUUGCUGAUAAAUUACCAGAACUUCUAGACUUUUCAGGAGACCUUACCAGUUUGGAACCAGCAGCAAGGAUACAAUUAAAAUUUUUGGCCGAGGAAAUGCAAGCCUUAAGCAAAGGAUUGGAGAAAGUGGUUCAGGAACUGGCCUUAUCUGAAAAUGAUGGUCCAAUAUCAGUAAAUUUUCAUAAGAAAUUGACAGAGUCCCUCCAGUGUGCUGAAGCUGAAUUUAGGACUUUGGCUUCUCUAUAUUCUGCAGUGGGUAGAAAUGUUGAUGCAUUGAUUCUUUACUUUGGAGAAGAUCCAUCUUGCUGUCCCUUUGAGCAAGUGAUUUCAACUCUAAACAACUUUGUGAAAAUGUUUAACAAAGCUCAUCAGGAAAACUGCAAACAACAUGAGCUUGAAAUGAAGAAAUUGGCAGCAGCAAGUCAGACAUCGCCAAUGAAUUUUGCACACAAGGAGUCUGAACGCAUGUUGCAUACCCCAACCUAGACUGUGAAUUACAAUUAUUUUUUCUCGUUUGCUGUCCAAUGUAAGCACUGGAAAGGUCUCGUUGAUGUUGGAGUAAAAUGUGUAUUCAGCCAAUUGGGUUUGAAAUGUAAAUAGAAAAUGUUGUAAUUUGGUGUAGACAUUUAGGUUGAGCUUUGUUGUUCUGUGAGAGAUGGAAUCAGCAGAAUCCGGUACUUCAGUUGGCAACUUGUACAUUAUCGAUCAAGAAAUUCAUCCAUGUAAGUAUACUUCAAAGAAUGAUUUUGGCAGAUAUAUAAUCUUUUCCCCUUCAAAA